Acipenser ruthenus (sterlet) is the source of this 2471-nucleotide messenger RNA. RefSeq names its product GTPase IMAP family member 8-like. NCBI's taxonomy places the organism in Eukaryota, Metazoa, Chordata, Actinopteri, Acipenseriformes, Acipenseridae. The record is from RefSeq and is a predicted model, not a curated record. Gene Ontology annotation, molecular function: GTP binding. Bases 89 to 2452 code for a protein of 787 amino acids. The transcript is spliced from 3 exons.
UGCGGCUUAUCCUGACGUCACGUCCCAGAGACACGCCCCCUGCUUCCUUGCCGUUUGAAAAGCCUCGUCAAAGCGCCGCUGUAGAGAGAUGGCAGCUGCGGGUUUUGAACCCGGUGCCGGGCGGGGAAUCAUGGCUGCAGAACAAGAGGCUGAAGAAACUGUUUCUCAAGAGCUGCACAGCGCCUCUGAGCUGAGGAUCGUGCUGCUUGGGAGAAGAUGGGCUGGGAAGAGUGCAGCAGGAAACACCAUCCUGGGCAGAGAGGAGUUCAGAUCAGGACUGAGGUUCUUUACAACAGUAACGAGGGAGUGUGAGAAGAGAACAGGAGAAGUGUCUGGGAGACGGGUCACUGUGGUCGACACUCCAGACUUGUUUCACACAGACCGGGUCGAGAUUGAGAGAUGUGUUUCUUUGUCUGCCCCGGGACCCCACGCUUUCCUCCUGCUGAUACGGGUGCAUUCAAAAGAAAUGAUUGACACUCACCAUGAGUCUAUAGUAGAACGGUAUUGCGAAUCCUUUGAUAAAGUGCAGGAGCUGUUUGGUGAGAGAGCUGUGAGGAACACGAUGAUCCUUUUCACCCGUGGGGAUUAUCUGGAAGGCAGGACGAUUGAGCAGCACAUUGAGGAAGCUGGUGAGGAGCUCCAGCAGCUUGUUGAGAAAUGUGGGAACAGGUAUCAUGUUCUCAACACUGAGGACAGGAGCGAUCACACUCAGGUCAGACAGCUCCUGGACAAGAUAGACAACAUGGUGAAGGGAAGUGGAGGCUGCUACCUCCCAAUAUCAUCUGAGGUUUACCAGGAGGUAGAAGAAAGGAUUAGACUAAAGGAACAGGAGCUGAAUGAGAAACACAAAGAGGAACUGAGGAGGAGAGAAGAGAUGAAACAGAAAUAUGAUGAGGAACAGAGGAGGAGAGAAGAGGAGAUGAAACAGAAAUAUGAGGAGGAACAGAGGAUGAGAGUAGAGGAGCUGAUGGAGAAGUUGAGGAAGCAAAUGAAGGAAGAGGAGCUGGAGAAAGAGCCAGAGGAAUCCAAGCUGCCUGUCAGGAGAAGGAACAGCAUUGAUGGAGAGCGUCCCAACUUGUCUGGAGGUGAAGGAGAGGCUCCCCUUGCAGAUACCCAAGCGCCUCCCAGCCCCCCUGAGCUGAGGAUGGUGCUGCUUGGGAAGACUGGGGCUGGGAAGAGUGCAGCAGGAAACACCAUCCUGGGCAGAGAGGAGUUCAGAUCUGAAGCCAGCUCCUCUGCAGUAACGAGGGAGUGUGAGAAGAGAAAAGGACAAGUGGCUGGGAGACGUGUUGCUGUGAUCGACACUCCAGAGCUCUCUCAGGACAAACUCCAGAUUAGGAUCUGUGUUUCUCUGUCUGCCCCGGGACCCCACGCUUUCCUCCUGGUGAUACCGGUGGGCCGAUUCACAGAGGAAGAGAGGAGAGCAGUGGAGACAGUCCAGGAGAUAUUCAGUGAGGAGGCUGUGAGGAGGUACAUGAUGCUCCUUUUCACACACAGUGACAAACUGAAAGGCAAGACCAUUGAGGAUUAUAUUCAGACAGGCAGCAAGGAGCUCCAGCAGCUUGUUGAGAAAUGUGGGAACAGGUAUCAUGUUCUCAACACUGAGGACAGGAGUGAUCGCACUCAGGUCAGACAGCUCCUGGACAAGAUAGACAACAUGGUGAAGGGAAACAACGGCAGCUACUACACCAGUGAGAUGUACCAGCAAGCAGAAGCAAAGAUCAGACAAAGACAGGAGGAGAUAUUGAAGGAGAAGGAAGAGACGAUACUGAGGGAGGAAGAGGAACUGAGGGAAAAGCACCUGAAAGAACUGGAGAACACGAAAAGGAAGAUGAGAUUGGAAAUCCAGAAACGAGACGAGAAGAUCAGAGAGCUGGAGGAGAGGAUAGGAGAGCUGGAGGAAGAGCUGAGGAAAGAACAGGGAGAGAAUCACAGGAUCAAACUGGAGGAAGAGCUGAGGAGAAAGAGAGAGGAGAGAGAAAGGGCAGAGCGAGAGAAGGAGGAUUGCAUGGAGAAGGGGGAGAGAGAGAGGGGAGAGUACGAGGAGAAACACAGGAGAGAGAUAGAGGCAGUCAGGCAACGCUACCAGGAAAUCCUUAGACGAGAAGCAGAGAGAGCCAAUGAGUUUAUAAGCAGAUAUGAAAAGCCAGCUGAAGCGAGAGGAGAAAGGGCAGCACUAGGGGCAGUGGUGAGUACAGUAGCAGGAGCACUGAGAGAAGGGGCUGAGGUAGGGGCAGUAUUACACACAGUAUCCAGAGCAAUAAGAGAAGAGACAGCGCUAGGGGCAGUAAUGCACGCUGCAAAGGAAGCAGUAAGAGAAGGAGCAGCUCAAAGGGCAGUGAUCAGUGCAGUAGCAGCAGCACUGAGAGAAGGGGCUGCGAUCGGAACAGUAUUACACACAGUAGCAGAAGCAAUAGAGGCAGCACCACAGGAACCCAGUCAAGAGCAGUGAGACAGGGGGUGGGGCUAUU